CUGCACACAGUUCCUCAUCUCUCUGGUUCAAGAUGGCCUCGUCGUUUUGGAAAGGUGUUGUCGGCGUCGGACUUUUUGCCUUAGCCCACGCAGCUUUCUCAGCGGCACAGCAUCGAUCAUACAUGCGACUCACAGAGAAGGAAAACGAGACGCUACCAAUUGAUAUUGUAUUACAGACCCUAUUAUCGUUUGUGAUGACCUGUUACGGUAUUGUCCACAUUGCUGGAGAGUUUAAAGACAUGGAUGCUUCCUCGGAGCUGAAAAACAAAACAUUUGAUACACUGAGGAACCACCCAUCCUUUUACCUUUUCAAUCACCGGGGUCGGGUGCUAUUCCGCUCGCCGGAGGAGGAGCCCUCCUCUGCACGCAACCAGCAAGCUCUUCCCAACCCCAUACGGCUACGCAAGCUGGAGCAUUUGCACUGAGACUGGCCUUUUCCUGCCUGUAACAUCAUCUACGUCAGAUAAGAUUUGUUUUUGUUAGACAGAGGGGGCAAAGUGAGAAUUCAUCUUCCUCUACUUUAAUUUGUAUUUGUAUAUGAACUAAUAUACUGUCCAAACCUGCAUCUAUGUCCAUAGAAGUGGUCACUACCAUAUUCAACACUGACUGUGCCAACCCUUCAGUUUUUCAAGCAGAUUUGUUUGUAUAUACAGUAUAUAAAUGCUUUGGAGACUUAAGAUACUGAGACAUCUCCCCCCUUUUGUCCCUUCUGAACUGAAUUGGGAUUAUUGCUGUCCUUUGUAUAUCCUUUGUAUGAGGGGCAUAAAAAUGCCUGUUUAGUUACUGUUUCAUUUCAACCACACAUGAGUCUCGAGCAGCUGUAUGGGAAGAAUUUUGUUAACUGAAAUGAGUUUUGUCGUAUGAACUGAGGACCUUUUAUUCCCUUGAUGAUUUCCCAGAAGCAUAAAGGCUCGUCUGUACAUCCUGUAUGCAAUAAAGAGGUUUGAUUUAUGCCACAGGAAAUCAGCUCAAGGUGAGAGAUGUGAGAGAAGAAAACAUUAGACAGCCGUUCCAAUGAUACUGUGAACACUAAGGCAAAUUAGAGAGCAAUGGUACAUUCAUUUGGGUGAAGUUAAUUUUCCCGUCAUUUUACCUUUUUGUUAAGAUGCAACAGAUUGUUUUAAUUUAAUAAAAGGCAUACUGAUUUUA
This is a messenger RNA of Seriola dumerili (greater amberjack), 1149 nucleotides long. RefSeq names its product membrane magnesium transporter 1 (gene mmgt1). The transcript is spliced from 4 exons. NCBI's taxonomy places the organism in Eukaryota, Metazoa, Chordata, Actinopteri, Carangiformes, Carangidae. The record is from RefSeq and is a predicted model, not a curated record. Gene Ontology annotation, cellular component: early endosome; EMC complex; Golgi apparatus. Bases 33 to 425 code for a protein of 130 amino acids.